This is a messenger RNA of Prunus armeniaca (apricot), 357 nucleotides long. Lineage: Eukaryota; Viridiplantae; Streptophyta; Magnoliopsida; Rosales; Rosaceae. The record is from the annotation of a GenBank genome assembly.
AUGGGGCGUGGUUCCAAUCCGGUCAAAAACACUUGGAGUGGGCAGCUCCUGUUUUUCCAGGACUACUUCCAGCUCAGCCUCACACUUGCACCUGCUCAGAGCACUAUUCCAGCUGAAAUGGUUGCUUUUGGUCUUUCCAUAGUCUCUUUUGAAACUAUUCUGCUUCUACUGGAGCCAGCCUCUAUAGCCGGUCUGUCCUUCUUUCGUUCUGGCCAAUUUAGGUUGACCAUAUUAACUUGUGGCGGGGGAAAAGGAUCUAUGGUGACGGAUGGAGGUUUUUCUGCUAGCUUUAGCCUUCCUGCUGUUAUCCCUUCCUGUAUGACAUCUCUGAAAACAACACAACUAUUGGUAGAAUGA